Recurvomyces mirabilis is the source of this 1968-nucleotide messenger RNA. It is a transcript of the gene PLB1, whose product is annotated as Lysophospholipase 1. Gene Ontology annotation, molecular function: A2-type glycerophospholipase activity. Gene Ontology annotation, cellular component: cytosol; intracellular membrane-bounded organelle. The transcript is spliced from 2 exons. The record is from RefSeq and is a predicted model, not a curated record. Gene Ontology annotation, biological process: glycerophospholipid catabolic process. Bases 1 to 1968 code for a protein of 655 amino acids. NCBI's taxonomy places the organism in Eukaryota, Fungi, Ascomycota, Dothideomycetes, Mycosphaerellales, Teratosphaeriaceae.
AUGGCGGCAACGGGGUUGGUUGCAGCUGUGGAUGCUCGAGUAGUCACCCCAUACGAUCCCCAACUCGCCAGCAGUCUCGCCAAAAGCAUCAUCGCACGCGCCUUACCAGCCAACGCACCUAAUGGCUACGUACCGCAGGUCAACGACUGUCCUUCGAACAAGCCGACGGUGAGGAGUGCCAAUGGACUAUCAACAGAGGAGACAUCAUGGCUACCGAAACGGAGGAAUGCGACACUCGACCCGAUGAAGGAUUUACUGAGUCGCAUGAACAUUACUGGUCUGGACACGACGGCGUACAUCAACAGUCAUAGCAAUAAUGCGAGUGCCCUGCCGAAUAUUGGUAUCGCGGCUUCGGGUGGUGGAUACCGGGCGAUGUUGAAUGGUGCUGGUGUUUUAGAGGCAUUCGACAGCCGGACGAGCAAUGCGACGAGUGCUGGCCAAUUAGGAGGUUUGCUGCAGUCUGCCACCUAUAUUUCCGGACUAUCUGGCGGCAGCUGGCUGGUGGGAUCUCUAUACACAAACAACUUCACCUCAAUCGAUCAGAUCCUCGCCACCAACACGCCAGCUUCUGACUCAGGCUCGUUGUGGCAACUCGGCAACUCCAUCUUCGAGGGUCCAGCGACUGGCGGCGUCCAGCUACUCGAUAGUAUAGGCUAUUAUUCCGAGCUACAGAACGCCGUAAGCAACAAAGCCGACGCCAACUUCGACACAACCAUCACCGACUACUGGGGACGUGCACUCUCCUACCAGCUCGUCAACGCCACCGAUGGCGGACCAGCCUUCACCUGGUCCUCUCUCGCCAACCAGGACUGGUUCACAAGCGGCACCGCACCAUUCCCCAUCAUCGUCGCGGACGGCAGGAAACCCGGCGAAACCCUCGUAUCAACCAACACCACCAUCUUCGACUUCAACCCCUUCGAAUUCGGCUCCUGGGAUCCCACCGUCUACGGCUUCAUCCCGAUGCAAUACGUCGGCACCAACUUCACCGCCGGCUCCCCCACAACCGCCCAAUGCGUCACGGGCUUCGACAACGUCGGCUUCGUCAUGGGCACCUCCAGCACCCUCUUCAACGCCGGCCUGACAACAAUCAACGGCACCAACACGACCGGCCUCUUCAACACCGCCCUGCAAGACGGCAUCGAAGCCGUGCUCGGCCGCAUCGGCAAAGCCGACGACGAUAUAGCAGAUUACCCCAACCCCUUCUACGGCUGGCACAACGCCACGAACCCUUACGCCGUGUCCGAACAACUCACCUUGGUAGACGGCGGCGAGGACAACCAGAAUAUCCCCCUGCACCCCUUAAUCCAACCCUACCGCCACCUCGACGUCAUCUUCGCCAUCGAUUCCAGCGCCGACACCAAUACCACCUACCCGGGCCCGACCUCCGCGACCGGCUGGCCGGAUGGCGCUUCCUUGGUGGCAACCUACCAACGCAGUCUCAACGCCACCCUGGAAAACGGGACCUCCUUCCCCUCGAUCCCGGGCAUCGACACCUUCAUGAACCGCGGCCUGAACAACCGCCCCACCUUCUUCGGCUGCGACGCUGCCAAUCAAACGGGUCCGAGUCCCAUCAUCGUCUACCUCCCCAACGCCCCUUACGUCUACAACUCCAACGUCUCGACCUUCGACCUGCAAUUCAACGACACGGAACGCAACGCCAUCGUACUCAACGGCUACAACGGCGCAACGCAGGGGAAUGGGACGUUGGAUAGUCAGUGGGGGGCUUGUGUGGGUUGUGCGAUUUUGUCGAGGAGUUUGGAGAGGACGGGGACCCCGGUGCCGGAGGUGUGUAAUUUUUGUUUUCAGAAGUAUUGUUGGGAUGGCGUGGUUAAUGCUACGGCGCCCGGGCCGUACGUGCCCAAGAUGAAAUUGACGGAGGUCAAGGUUUCGUCGAGCGGGGCCGGAAGAGUUGGAGUUUCGGGUGUGGCGGCUUUGGCCGGGGUGGUGGUUGGGUGGACGCUGUUGUAG